GAGUUGCAGAUUUGGGGAAAGGAGAUCUUCCUGAUUUGGUUAAUCUUCCUUUCUUGCUUCCUUUCCAGAGAACACAUGGCACACAUGCCAUGGACAAAUCAAACAUCCAUUAUCAAGUUCAUGCUCCUGGGAUUUGGGAACCCAAAAGAAGUUCAGAUUCUGCUUUUUGUGGUGUUUCUAGUGAUCUACAUUGUGACCCUGGCUGGGAACCUUCUUAUUGUUGCUCUAGUUGUGGCUGAUCAGCAGCUUCACACCCCGAUGUACUUCUUCCUGGGGAACUUGUCCUUCCUGGAGACUUGCUAUACCUCAGUCACUGCCCCCAGAUUGCUGGCUGGGUUCCUGGCAAAGGACAGAACAAUGUCCUUCAGCGACUGUAUCACACAAUUAUUUUUCUUUGGUGCUUUAGCUUGCAUUGAGUGCUUCCUCCUUGCAGUCAUGGCUUAUGACCGUUACUUAGCCAUAUGCAACCCACUCAACUAUAAUGUUAUAAUGAACCUCAAGGUCUGCCUUCAGCUGGUAUCUGCCUCCUGGAUAACUGGUUUCUCAGCCACUGCUUUAAUAGUGGGGAUGGUGCCUCAGCUAAGCUUCUGCAGUGCCAAUGAAAUUAAUAAUUUCUUCUGUGACAUGGAGGACCUGCUCAAAUUGUCCUGCACAAAAAGCCUCCUGGUAGAAAUGAUUGUUUUGGCGUCCUGCUCCCUGGUAACCCUGGCCCCUUUCCUCUUCAUCGUUGUGUCUUACAUUCUCAUCCUCUUGGCCAUCCUGCAAAUCGCCUCCUCUACAGGGAGGCAAAAGGCCUUUUCCGCCUGUGCCUCUCACCUGCUAGUGGUGAGUCUGUAUUAUGGGACCAUCAUUAUUAUGUAUAUGAUGCCAUCGUCAGAGUGGUCCCCAGUGUUACAUAAAGUUCUGUCUCUCAUAUACACGGUCAUCACUCCGAUGUUCAACCCCAUCAUCUACAGUCUGAGGAACAAAGAGGUGAAGGGGGCCUUCAGGAAAGUCGUGCUGCAGAAUUUAGGCAUGAUUUAG
Messenger RNA from Chelonoidis abingdonii (Abingdon island giant tortoise), 1023 nucleotides. Its product is annotated as olfactory receptor 5AP2-like. NCBI's taxonomy places the organism in Eukaryota, Metazoa, Chordata, Testudines, Testudinidae. Gene Ontology annotation, molecular function: G protein-coupled receptor activity; olfactory receptor activity. The record is from RefSeq and is a predicted model, not a curated record. Gene Ontology annotation, cellular component: membrane. Gene Ontology annotation, biological process: G protein-coupled receptor signaling pathway.